Amaranthus tricolor (Joseph's coat) is the source of this 1903-nucleotide messenger RNA. Its product is annotated as probable beta-1,3-galactosyltransferase 8. Bases 417 to 1664 code for a protein of 415 amino acids. The transcript is spliced from 9 exons. Gene Ontology annotation, cellular component: Golgi membrane. Gene Ontology annotation, molecular function: hexosyltransferase activity. NCBI's taxonomy places the organism in Eukaryota, Viridiplantae, Streptophyta, Magnoliopsida, Caryophyllales, Amaranthaceae. The record is from RefSeq and is a predicted model, not a curated record.
AAAUCAUUCUCAUUAUCACCAUUUUAUACCAUUAACCAAACGGGUCGUUACUCUUAGUAUCAAAAGAGAAGCUUAAAAAUAAAAAUAAAGUAGAGUAACUUAAAAUAAUAAAAACAAAAAAAGAGUUGGUUAAAACCAUGGAAAGUACAUGAAUGAACUACCACCCGAGCAAGCAGCAGCAGUUCGACCAUCUAAUAUGACACAUUCCACGACAUUUUAACUAAACUCCUUGUCAAUUCCUCUACAAAAAUCUUGCCAAAAGAAGGUUGGAGCAUAGCUAGAGAAAAUUUAAAAAAAAAUUGGGGAAUAAAAAAAACCUAAAAAUUAAAAUAAAUGAAUGAAAACAGGAUUUCUCAUUGUAGAUUACACAAUAUGUCAGCUUUGUAAAGGUACCUUAUACAUUUAUACAGCAGAUAAUGGUGUCACCAUUGCAAACUGAUAUCGAAUCGAAAAAGAUGAGAGGAAAAAAUGUUCCCGGAAAAGCGAUUGUUUUACUCUGCAUUGCGAGCUUUCUGGGAGGAACACUGAUUACGAGCCAGACGUGGAGUCGUCACACUUUGGAAGUUAAAGAACAACAAGUUACGUUUGUUCCUAAUCAUGUCAAAGCCUCGAAGAAACUCAAAGCGACAGCGACAGUAACUACGAGUUUGGAUCACAACAAACGUAUGUUGGUCGAAGGAAAAUCUGGAGAUGUCAUGGGUGAAGUUGCUAUGACACACAAAGCAAUUCAAUCAUUGGAUAAAAAAAUUUCAGCUUUGGAGAUGGAGUUAGCCGUGGCACGAACGAGUCAGACCGACCUCCAAAUUACAGGGGAAAAAGCAUUGAAUCAUACAUUGCAAAAGGCUUUUGUUGUGAUCGGAAUCAACACUGCGUUUAGCAGCAGAAAACGGAGAGAAUCCAUCAGAGAAACAUGGAUGCCUCAAGGUGAGAAACUGAAGAAACUCGAGCAAGAAAAAGGAAUUGUGAUUCGAUUUGUGAUAGGACACAGCACUACACCUGGAGGCGUUCUUGACAGAUCGAUUGAUGCAGAAGAAGCGAAGUACAAAGAUUUUCUGCGCCUCAAGCAUAUUGAAGGCUACCAUGAGCUUUCCACAAAAACACGCCUUUAUUUCUCGACUGCUGUUGCACUUUGGAAUGCAGAGUUCUAUGUGAAAAUUGACGAUGAUGUUCAUUUGAAUCUAGGCAUGCUAGUUAAUACACUGGCAAAACACAAAUCAAAGCCAAGAAUUUACAUUGGAUGCAUGAAGUCUGGACCUGUGCUGUCUCAGAAGGGUGUGAAGUAUCAUGAACCGGAAUACUGGAAAUUCGGAGAAGAAGGGAACAAAUAUUUCAGACAUGCUACCGGUCAAAUUUAUGCCAUUUCUAAGGACCUUGCAUCUUAUAUUUCUAUCAAUGCACCCAUUUUGCACCGCUAUGCUAAUGAAGACGUUUCUCUGGGUUCCUGGCUAUUCGGCUUGGAAGUCGAACAUGUGAAUGAUCGUUCUAUGUGUUGCGGAACACCUCCAGACUGCGAAUGGAAAAUGCAGGCAGGAAAUGUAUGUGUAGCAUCAUUCGACUGGUCUUGCAGCGGAAUAUGCAAAUCUGUCGAGAGGUUGAAAGAUAUACACAAUGCUUGCGGAGAAGGAGAUAAUGCAGUUUGGAAGGUUGAUGUUUUAGAUUACUAACCGUCUCGGCUUUGGAGGGGUAGAUCAGAAUGGCUGACUAGAAGCUCUAGUUGAUGGUACUCGACAUUUGAUUGCAGCAACUUUAUGUUGAUCUGUGCUUUGUGAGCCUUCAUUGUUUUGGAGUGCAUUUUGAGAAGCAAGAGGCUAAUAAGACAAUUUUACAUAACAAUGUACUUCGUUAAUGAUCGGAAGUAUUAGUUUCAGGACAUAAUAUAUACAUUUUAGUUUGCUUGAGCAAA